UUUAGCCUCGGGUCACGUGAUCACGCACUUCCCUGGCAAACCUCGAUCUCGUAGCUUCCUAUUUGGUUUGCAGCAGUUCGAUCAUGACAGGCUGUUGCCACCAACCUGACGGAAUCAUUUCGUGAAGACCACCAUUUCGCUCCGUCGCUAACAAUCGAAGGAGGAGGGUCGCCGUGCCGACUGCAGGGUAACGACAGUUGAACCCUGACCUUCACCCUACAACCCCACUUCUCGCCUCAGCAACUCCCACUGACGUCACGCUCGCGCUGGGCCCAUAAAUACGAGACUGCUAGGGGUCAGCUAGUAAGUGCUUGUGGGUGUUACGGGUGAGGACUGAACGGUUUGGUAGAGGCAAGUUGAUUUCUUCUUCCAUGGCUCUGGAAAAUUCUGAUCCUGGCUACGUUGAUGCCCAUUUUCACAUCUGGGAUCUGUCCAAGUUCUCGUACCCAUGGCCGACAGAGAACGAAGCCGAGAUCUUCCGGAACUUUGGGCCGGAGGACCUGAGGGCGGCCAUGCAAGGAAGCCACGUCAGACACUGCGUCUUUGUACAAUGUCUCAAUGACUGCAUUAGAGGAAGCAUUGUGGAUGUGCCAAGAAGCAGACAAACACAGCUUCAUCAAGGGAAUUGUCGCUGGUAUUGACAUCACGAGCGACAAACUUAACGCCACACUGAACAUCCUGACUGGACAUCCUCGUAUUGUUGGCAUCAGACACAUUCUGGACCUCGAGCCGGACAAAGAGUGGCUGGCAAGGGAGGCAACUAUAAAAGGUCUGGAAGUGCUUCAAGAACGAGGCCUGACCUUCGACUUGCUUUUGAGGCCUCAUUCAAUGCACUUCAUCCCUGAGCUUUCUAGGAAACUCCCACGAUUGAAAAUGGUUGUUGACCACUUGGCAAAACCUUACAUCAAAGACGGACUGAUCGAAAAAUGGGCAGAAGACAUGACUACAAUAGCUCAAAACCCCAAUAUAUUCUGUAAACUGUCUGGAAUGGUUACCGAAGCUGACCUUAAAGCUUGGAAAGAAAAGGACUUUGAACCUUAUGUCAAGCACGUCCUCAACUGCUUUGGUCCUGAACGAUGCAUGUUCGGCUCUGAUUGGCCAGUUUGUGGACUGGCCGGUGCUACGUACAGUGACGUGUUCAACAUGAUGCUGCGAUUGGUCAGCAAGCUGUCUCCUGGCAACGAGGCAGCCAUUUUUAGAGACAACGCCGUGCGGUUCUACGGCCUCAAGAUCUGAUUCCUGCGCAUGUCUGUGAUUGCCUGCUGUGACGUGAUUGGCUGAACGUGUGUUGUAUGCGUGUGACUGUUGGGGACAGUUUUACAUUCGCAAACUUCUUUUUUUAAUACUCCCGUGAUGGAAUGUAAAUGCACAAAAGAGUGAUAACUCUCAUUGGUAUUUUGUAUUGGGAUUAUAAUAAAAUUAACAAUGAAAGCA
Messenger RNA from Pomacea canaliculata, 1434 nucleotides. RefSeq lists its product as uncharacterized. Gene Ontology annotation, molecular function: hydrolase activity. NCBI's taxonomy places the organism in Eukaryota, Metazoa, Mollusca, Gastropoda, Architaenioglossa, Ampullariidae. The record is from RefSeq and is a predicted model, not a curated record.